AUGACGAUAUUCCAAACAUCACCAUACGGAACACCAACCGCCACUAAUAUCUUCUGUGCGGAGGUUUGGAGUGCAUUCUCCCUUUAUCGCGAACUGCCGGUUUCGACAACUAGCUCUUCCAGCUCAAGUUCAUCCACGGCUUCCACGGUCUCAUCAACCCAGUCCCAAACACGAACAAGCUCAUCUAUCCCUUCCCAGACCAGUGCUUCGACUACCAGCACGUCAGAGUCAAACUCGAGCAAGGCUUGGAUUGCAGGCGCUGUUGUUGGACCUGUUGCAGGCGUAGCUGUAAUUGCAGGUCUUGCGUGGUUCAUGUUUCGGCGAAAGCAAAAGGAGACGGAGUCUGAAAAGUCACAAGAGCAAAUCUACACGGACCUCCCACAAGAACUCUAUACCGCUCCUCAAGAGUUGCCUGCAUCCAAUUCCGAGCUUCGUCACGAGCUUGACACUUACUCGUAUAGGUGA
Molecule: messenger RNA, 465 nt
Organism: Penicillium canariense
Lineage: Eukaryota; Fungi; Ascomycota; Eurotiomycetes; Eurotiales; Aspergillaceae
Exons: 2
Coding region: 1-465 (154 amino acids)
Source: RefSeq, a predicted model, not a curated record